Trichophyton verrucosum HKI 0517 is the source of this 300-nucleotide messenger RNA. RefSeq lists its product as uncharacterized. The transcript has a single exon. NCBI's taxonomy places the organism in Eukaryota, Fungi, Ascomycota, Eurotiomycetes, Onygenales, Arthrodermataceae. The record is from RefSeq and is a predicted model, not a curated record. Bases 1 to 300 code for a protein of 99 amino acids.
AUGACUGGUCGUCUUUUGGCCUACCUAUUGGAUACCAAACGCUUGAUACCUGGGAAGCCCAUGCAACUCAUGUUUCCAAUGAGAGACACCAGCGUCGACUAUCUUGACCCCAGCUACAAGAUCUAUCAGACAAGAUGUUCAGCUCGAGCCUGGAUUCAGCUGAGAUUCCAUUCCCAUUGCCGGGUUGACUUCAGCCGCGGAACCAAGGCAGAGCUUGUCGUCUGCUUGGUACAUACCCCUGUAGCCGGGACCAUUAUUGACCUUCGAUUUUCGGCUCUUCUCAAGAUCAUCCAUCCAUAA